AGAGCUGGGCUUGGUCGCAGAUGGUUCCUGUUGGGGAAGGACACGGGCGCAGCUGCCCGGCCUCCCCCCACCCGCCGCAUUAUCACUGCCCGGCAGCUGUUCACCUUCCCCCUCGCCAUGGGACACGGCGCUGCUGCCACCCCGGCCCCGGCAGUCACAUGAACGGCCCUCACGGCAGGGCAGGCACCGUUCGGGCAGGACGCCCCGCACCUCACCGCGCUGCACCGAGCCCGGCGCUGCUCAGCAUCCUCUUCCCUGGUGCAGAGACUCGUGCCUGCCCCAGGAGCGGGCUGGCUGUGCUGGGCACUGCUGAUCCCGCACCCCUGGGAUGCCCGGGGACCCCCCCAAGCCCGACAGCCACCCCUCCAGCGCCAGGGCACCGGGCAGGACCAGCCAAGAUCCCGCGGCAAAGCGGGCCGCCACCAUGCCCGACUCGCCGGCCGACGUCAAGACGCAGCCCAGGUCCACGCCGCCCAGCAUGCCGCCACCGCCACCGGCCGUCACGCAGGGAGCCACGCGCCACCCCUCCUUCACGCCCAGCACCAAUCGAGACGCUGGCCCUCCGACGUUUCUGCCUCGCGGCCGUUUUCAUGGUUGCUUGAAAUGGUCGAUGGUCUGUCUUUUGAUGAACGGCAGCAGCCACUCGCCCACCGCCAUCAACGGGGCCCCGUCCACCCCAAACGGCUUCAGCAACGGGCCGGCCACCUCCUCCACCGCCUCCCUCUCCACCCACCAGCUCCCCCCAGCCUGCGGCGCCCGCCAGCUCAGCAAGCUCAAGCGCUUCCUCACCACCCUGCAGCAGUUCGGCAAUGACAUCUCGCCCGAGAUCGGGGAGCGGGUGCGCACCCUCGUCCUGGGGCUCGUGAACUCCACGCUCACCAUCGAGGAGUUCCACGCCAAGCUCCAGGAGGCCACCAACUUCCCGCUGCGGCCCUUCGUCAUCCCCUUCCUGAAGGCCAACCUGCCGCUGCUGCAGCGCGAGCUGCUGCACUGCGCCCGCAUGGCUAAGCAGAGCCCGGCGCAGUACCUGGCGCAGCACGAGCAGCUGCUGCUGGAUGCCAACGCCUCCUCUCCCAUCGACUCCUCCGAGCUGCUCCUGGAGGUCAGCGAGAGCGGCAAGAGGAGGACACCAGACAGGACCAAAGAGAACGGUUUGGACCGCGACCCCCUGCACCCCGAGCACCUCAGCAAGCGGCCGUGCACCAUGAGCCCCGCGCAGCGCUACAGCCCCAGCAACGGGCUGAGCCACGCGCCCAACGGGCUGCCCCCCCCCGCCGCCCCCCUGCCCCAGCACUACCGCCUCGAGGACAUGGCCAUGGCGCACCACUACCGCGACGCCUACCGCCACGCCGACCCCCGGGAGCUCCGCGAGCGCCCGCGGCCCGCCGCGGUGCACGGGGCGCGCCAGGAGGAGGUGAUCGACCACCGGCUCACCGACAGGGAGUGGGCGGAGGAGUGGAAGCACCUCAACAACCUGCUGAACUGCAUCAUGGACAUGGUGGAGAAGACGCGCCGGUCGCUGACGGUGCUGCGGCGGUGCCAGGAGGCCGACCGCGAGGAGCUCAACCACUGGAUCCGGCGCUACAGCGACGCCGAGGACAUGAAGAAAGGCAGCCCCCCCUCCGCCCGCCCCCACAACAGCUCCUCCAGCUCCGAGGCACCCCAGUUAGACGCUCACCGGGACUUCGCACCGCGGCCCCUCUCCGGUUACAUGCCCGAGGAGAUCUGGAGGAAGGCUGAAGAAGCUGUGAACGAGGUGAAGCGUCAGGCCAUGUCCGAGCUGCAGAAGGCCGUGUCGGACGCCGAGCGCAAAGCCCACGAGCUGAUCACGACGGAGCGAGCCAAGAUGGAGCGAGCCCUGGCCGAGGCCAAGCGCCAGGCUUCGGAGGACGCCCUGACCGUCAUCAAUCAGCAGGAGGACUCGAGCGAGAGCUGCUGGAACUGCGGGCGCAAAGCGAGCGAGACCUGCAGCGGCUGCAACACCGCCCGCUACUGCGGCUCCUUCUGCCAGCACAAAGAUUGGGAGAAGCACCACCACGUCUGCGGGCAGACUCUGCAGGGGCUGCCGGCCCCCGCCACCGCCCCCACACUGCCGGGGGGCUCGGCGCAGCCCGAGGGGGUGCCCCCCAUGGCCAGCAGCCCCAGCGAGACGGGCUCGGGGGCCGCAUCCCGCGCUGGCACGCCGGCCACCCCGGCCCCGUUGGAGAGCGCGUCCCGCUGAGCCGCUCCCCCCCCACCCCGCUGCCGCCCCCGCCGCGGCACGCCAAAAGAACCAGACUGCACUCGAUGCAAUUUCCUCAGCUACCUGACUCGUGUGACCUCCAAAACGACCUCUCUAUCUCUCACAAAUAAUCCUCACGGAUCCUCAAACCGGGCUUUAAGUGGAGUUUAAGGCAAACGCCGGUUCUUCUCUGUUCUCUCUUCGGUCUUUUGUUUUGGCUUUUUUUUUUUUUUUUUUUUUUUGGUUGGUUUUCUAGCGUUUGGGGGAUUGCUGUUCGUUGCUACCGGGUGUUUUUUGUUUUUUUUUUUAAUAUAUAUAUUUUUAUAUUUUUAUUUUUCUCCUCCUUUCUGGAUGAGGGGUUUGCCGCAGGCUGGCCGCGCCAUGCGGCGCUGCCCAGGAGCUCGCUCGCAGGAGGAAGGAAACUUCUUUUCUUCGUCUCUCUUUCUCUUUUUCUUUUUUUUUUUCUCUUUUUUUUUUUUUUUUGUAAAAAAAAAAAUAAAGAAAAUAAAAAUGAAAACGUCGGACUCUUUGGCUUUAAGUAAGAUAUUGUAAAAAAAAAAAAAAAAAGGAAAAAAAAAAAAAGAAAAAUAAAAAAAAAAGACACCGCCAAGUCAAGCGGCGUGCCAGAAGCUCACCUGUAAACUACCUUGCUAGCUAGCCAAGAACAGACCAGACUCACCUCUGCUCCAAAGGAAAUCCAAAAACGAGAAAGAUCCAAACGUCUCUCCACUGCCAAAGUUCGUUUCGUUCUGUUGUCGCUUGCUCCGACGCUUCCCGUCCUCGCUGGCCGGGGGGAGCCCGGCGCGCCUGGGGGUUGGACGAGUUUCUAUCCUAAAAUAAAGCAAAAAAAGAAAAUUUUUUUUUUGGAAAUAAACAGAGGAGCGGUCCCCACGUGGCAUGGGGGGCACGGGCAGGAGCCCCCGGGUUUCCCUACCUCUGCCCGCCGCCGGAGGAGAGGAACGAGGAGCGCGAGGGACGAAUUCUGCUGCUCUCCCAGCCCCCGUGCGCCGACACCCCGGGGUUUUUGUCCUUUUUAUCCGCUCCCCGCGUUGGAUUAUAAUUUUUAAUUUUUUUUUGCAACGAUUUCCAGGAGGCAAGAAAAAUAAAAAAAAUAAAAAGGCAAGAAGGCACCACCUCCUCCCUCGCAGAGGAGGCGGACAAAGACGAUGUAGGAGAUGCUGUAACUUUGCGCAGCGCCGUACGAAGCGCAGAGGACGGGAGUGCAAUACGGAAAGUCCCACGGCUCCGGGAGGAGGGAAGGAAGCCAGAGCGUGCCCCGGCGUGGCCGGGCAGGAGUGCUGUACGUUAAUGUGAAUGUAAAUAGCGUCCGCAGAGGUCCAAAAAAUAAUAAUAAUACCGACGGUGAUCAUAAUAAUAAGAGACACUUUGCCAAAUAAAAGGGUGACGAGAAACCACGGGAGGAUGUGGUGUGUGUAGGAGCUAGGCUGAACCCAGAAGAAGUCGUGUGCUCGAUAGGAGCUUUAGUUUUUCCGCAUUUGCAAAAACCAUCCUGUGUGUUUGCUGGAGGCGAGGCGGGAGGAGGACGGGCUCGGGGCCGCUCGGAUGGCAUCGCCGGUGCCCUCGUGCCACCCUCCUGCAGCAGGAGCUGACGUGGGGCCGUGCCGUGCCGUGCCGUGCCGUGCCGCAGCAGGGCCCGGUGCGCCCCGAGGUGACGUUUCCUGCCCCGUGCCACCAGCACCGAGCCCUGCUGCAGGUCCCUGCGCACCCCGAGACCUCGGGGCGUCCCCUCGGGGAGCGGGGGUCCCGCGCACCCCGCGCUGGGAGCGCUCGGCCGGGUGCCCCUCGAGCGAGCGUUGGCUUUAUUUAUGGUGUGACAUAUGUA
This is a messenger RNA of Anas platyrhynchos (mallard), 4064 nucleotides long. It is a transcript of the gene CBFA2T3, whose product is annotated as CBFA2/RUNX1 partner transcriptional co-repressor 3. Gene Ontology annotation, molecular function: transcription corepressor activity. The record is from RefSeq and is a predicted model, not a curated record. Gene Ontology annotation, biological process: negative regulation of DNA-templated transcription; DNA-templated transcription. NCBI's taxonomy places the organism in Eukaryota, Metazoa, Chordata, Aves, Anseriformes, Anatidae. Gene Ontology annotation, cellular component: nucleus.